AUGGUGGUGAAGGUGUAUGGUGCAGUUAUGACUGCAUGCCCACAGAGGGUGUUGGCUUGCCUUGUAGAGAAGGGACUGGAGUUUGAGGUUGUCCAUGUCGACCUCGACUUCGGCGAGCAAAAACGACCUGAGUUCUUAAUUCGUCAGCCUUUUGGGCAAGUUCGAGUGAUGGAGGAUGGUGAUUUCAGGCUUUUCGAUUCGAGGGCAAUUAUAAGAUACAUUGUGGCCAAGUACGUGGAUGAGGGUCCCAACCUAGUGGGAAGGAACUUGGAGGAGAGAAGUCUUGUGGAUCAAUGGUUAGAAGUGGAGGAAAACAAUUUGAACCCUUUAAUUUUCACAGUGGUUCUUCAGUUGGUAAUCCUACCUCGGAUGGGGGAGAAAGGUGACUUGACACUAGUUCGAAACUGCGAACAAAAGCUUGACAAGGUGUUUGAUGCGUACGAGCAAAGGCUCUCCAAGAGUUCCUACCUUGGAGGAGAUUCAUUUACUCUUGCUGAUUUGAGUCAUCUUCCGGGCAUAAGAUAUUUAGUGAAUGAAGUUGGAAUAGGGCACUUGAUCACUGAGAGGAAGAAUGUGAGUGCAUGGUGGGAGAACAUCUCCAAUAUGCCUGCUUGGAAGAAAGUCAUGAACCUUGCUUCUUGA
This is a messenger RNA of Vitis vinifera (wine grape), 642 nucleotides long. RefSeq names its product glutathione S-transferase-like. NCBI's taxonomy places the organism in Eukaryota, Viridiplantae, Streptophyta, Magnoliopsida, Vitales, Vitaceae. Gene Ontology annotation, molecular function: glutathione transferase activity; glutathione binding. The record is from RefSeq and is a predicted model, not a curated record. Gene Ontology annotation, cellular component: cytoplasm. The transcript is spliced from 3 exons. Bases 1 to 642 code for a protein of 213 amino acids.